AUGACGCUCUGUCGCCCAUUACUAUGCAGCACACACACCCUCACUCCCUUCCUGCACACCAGACUCGCAUCCACAUCUUCCUCAUCCUCGCCGUACCCGUUCCCGCAAACACGCGACCCCUCGCCAUGGCAGAUCUUCCACCUCCAGCCCUCGGCCUCGCAGAGUGAUAUCAAAGCCCGAUAUUAUGCGCUAGUAAGACUGUACCACCCCGACUCGCCCUCCGCGCGCGCCCUCCCGCCCGACGUCGCGCACAGACGCUUCCAAGCCGUCCGCGCCGCGUACGAUACACUCACCGGCAAAGCCCACCACCCCUCUUCUUCCCACUACCACCCCCACGGCUCUGCUCAUACGCAUGAUUCGGACGACCUGUGGAGAGAGCUGGCUGCGCGACGGAGGCAGCAGGAGAGGAGGGAGGCGUAUCGACGCGCGCAUGGCGUUCCGGAAUGGGACGCGGCGGGCGACGACGCGAGGAAGGAUCGGAUUUUGUUCGCUGUGGGGUGUCUCGCUGUGGUAGUAGGCGUCGCGCCGGCCUUCGCGAACUGGACCGAGCACCGCGAUGCCAAGCACCGGCUCGCGGCGGCGAACUUGACGGCUGCGAGGGGCGAGGCGCGGGAGUUUGCGGCUGCGAGGAGGGAGGGGAUUCGGAGUCGGAUGCACGAGGAGAAGGUCGCUGCUGCGAGGGCUGCCGCGGCGGGUAGAGAGGACGCGGGCAUCAAACCCGCGAUAGACGCCCACACGCGCGCGCUCGAUCUUAUCUCGCCACCUCCCUCCAAGCUCGCCACCUCCAUCGCGCAUCCCAUCAUGUCCGCCUCGACCUGGUCCAUCUCCUACCCCGACAAACAGAAGCUCAUCAGCGCCGCCAUAGCCGCGAAAGACGGCUCGUACAGCCCGUACUCCAAAUUCCGCGUCGGCGCCGCCUUAUUAUCCGCAGACGGCCAGAUAAUAAAAGGCGCGAACAUCGAGAACGCGUCGUACGGCGGGACUAUAUGCGCCGAGCGGACUGCGCUCGUUAAAGCCGUCAGCGAGGGGACGAAGAGUUUCGUUGGGCUCGCAGUAACCAGCGACGUCGACGACGCGAUAUCCCCCUGCGGCAUCUGCCGCCAAGUCAUCCGCGAGUUCUGCGCGCUCAGCAUGCCCAUCUACCUCGUCCCGUCCUCCUACAGCCCCAAUGCCUCAAACGCCGAUGAAAGAGUGCUGGAGACGACCAUCGAUAAGCUGCUGCCGCAUAGCUUUGGGCCGGAGCAUUUGGAGCUGCCGAGGCCUGGUGGGGGGAAGUGA
Molecule: messenger RNA, 1278 nt
Organism: Peniophora sp. CBMAI 1063
Lineage: Eukaryota; Fungi; Basidiomycota; Agaricomycetes; Russulales; Peniophoraceae
Source: the annotation of a GenBank genome assembly